Molecule: messenger RNA, 1929 nt
Organism: Pteronotus mesoamericanus
Lineage: Eukaryota; Metazoa; Chordata; Mammalia; Chiroptera; Mormoopidae
Gene: KIF12
Product: kinesin family member 12
Exons: 20
Coding region: 1-1929 (642 amino acids)
Biological process (GO): mitotic spindle organization; spindle elongation; microtubule-based movement
Cellular component (GO): microtubule associated complex
Molecular function (GO): ATP binding; microtubule binding; microtubule motor activity
Source: RefSeq, a predicted model, not a curated record
AUGGAGGAACGCGGAUCCCCCGAUGGGGACCCCGCGCGGAGCCUGGAGCAGGGGCCAGAGGGGCCGGAAACGCCCAUCCAGGUGGUGCUCAGGGUGCGUCCCAUGAGCGCUGCCGAGCUGCGUCGAGGGGAACAGAGCGUGCUGCACUGCACAGGGACCAAGACUCUGCAGGUGAGCCCCCCGGGCGGGGGCCCCGACGUGGCGUUCCGCUUCGGGGCCGUGCUGGACGGGGCGCGCACGCAGGAGGAUGUGUUCCGGGCGUGCGGCGUGAGGCGACUCGGGGAGCUGGCGCUGCGCGGCUUCUCCUGCACCGUCUUCACCUUCGGCCAGACCGGCUCGGGGAAGACCUACACCCUGACUGGGCCUCCCCCUCAGGGAGAGGGGGUACCCAUACCCCCCAGCCUGGCUGGCAUCAUGCAGAGGACCUUCACCUGGCUGCUAGACCGCGUGCAGCACCUGGGUGCUCCUGUCACCCUGCGUGCCUCCUACCUGGAGAUCUACAAUGAGCAGGUUCAGGACUUGCUGAGCCUGGGGUCCCCCCGGCCACUCCCUGUUCGCUGGAACAAGACCAGGGGCUUCUAUGUGGAGCAGCUGCGGGUGGUGGAGUUUGGGAGUCUGGGGGCCCUGAUGGAACUUCUGCAAAUGGGUCUUAGCCGUCGAAGGAGCUCAGCUCACACCCUGAACCAGGCCUCCAGCCGAAGCCAUGCCCUGCUCACGAUCUAUAUCAGCCGCCAAACUAUGCCUCCCGUGGAUCCCGGGGAACACCCUGUUGGUGGGAAGCUGUGCUUUGUAGACCUGGCUGGCAGCGAGAAGGUAGCAGCCACCGGAUCCCGUGGGGAGCUGAUGCUUGAGGCCAACAGCAUCAACCGCAGCCUGCUGGCCCUGGGUCACUGCAUCUCCCUGCUGUUGGACCCACGGCGGAAGCAAAGCCACAUCCCCUUUCGAGACAGCAAGCUCACCAAGCUGCUGGCAGACUCACUGGGGGGGCGUGGGGUCACCCUCAUGGUUGCCUGCGUGUCCCCCUCAGCCCAGUGCCUUCCCGAGACUCUCAGCACCCUGCGAUACGCCAGCCGAGCUCAGCGGGUCACCACUCGGCCACAGGCCCCCAAGUCCCCUGUGGCGCAGCAGCCCCAGCGUUUGGAGACUGAGAUAUUGCAGCUCCAGGAAGAGAACCAUCUCCUUCGGUCCCAACUGGGCCAGAUGGACCUCAAGGUCUCUGGAUUCAGUGGUACCCGAGUGGCUUGGGCCCAGCGGAACCUCUACGGGAUGCUCCAGGAGUUCAUGCUGGAGAAUGAGAGGCUCAGGAAAGAAAAGCGCCAGCUGCAGAGCAGCCGGGACCUGGCCCGGGAUGAGCAGCGCAUGCUGGCCCAGCAGGUCCACGAGCUGGAGCGGCGCCUCCUCUCCACCUGCUCCCUUCACCAGCCCAGCCCUGGCCCAGCCCCACCGUGUCCCUGUGUGAUGGUGCCAGCUCCCUCCUGCCAUGCGCUGCCGCCCCUGUGCUCCUGCCCCUGCUGCCACCUCUGCCCCCUGUGCCGAGCACCGCUGGCCCACUGGGCCUGCCCACGGAGGGAGCUCCACCUGCCCCAGGUGUUUGGCCCUAAGGCCCCAGAUGGCAUGACCCCGCCGGCCCGGCCCCCACCCUGGGCACCCCCAUGCAGCCCUGGCUCUGCCAAGUGCCCCAGAGAGAGGGCUCACAGCGACUGGACUCAGACCCGAGUCCUGGCGGAGAUCCUUACCGAGGAGGAGGUGGUACCUUCUGCACCUCCCCUGCCUGUGGGGCCCCCGAGCACGUCGCCAGUGCUGAGAGGGCCACCUUCAUGCCCAGAUGUGUGGGGCCACAGUGCCAAACCUGGCCCGGAGACUGGAGGCUCUCAGAGACCAGAUCAGCAGCUCCCUGCGACGUGGCCGGAGCCAGCCACCCUCCCAUGA